AUGCCCUUCCCCAUGCCCGAGCCCACCGUGCCCAAACGGCCGUUGUCGAGCUACAAACUCAUCUCGUACGACAUCUACGGCACGCUCGUGGACUGGGAGACGGCGAUUGUGCAGCAGCUGCAACCGCUAGUGGCGCGCAUCCCCUCAUCGUCCCCGCUCGCCCACGAAUAUCUCGACAGCACGACUCCCAACGCGGGGGGAAGGAUUAAAUUGGCGGCCAAAUUUAACGACGUCGAGCAUGCGUUGCAGAGCAAGAACCCUAGCCAGCAAUAUGAUGAGUUGCUGAGGGAUGCGUACUUGCGUGUGGCGGGGGAUUUUGGGAUCGAUGUGAGUGAGGAGGUCAAGGAGGAGGCGGAAAAGUUUGGCCAGAGUAUUGGGUCCUGGCCUGCGUUUCCGGACACGGUCGACGCGUGCCAGCGCCUGGUGAAGCAAGGGUUCAAGCUCGUGCCGUUGUCGAAUGUCGACCGGGCGAGUUUCUCGCGAACCUGCGCUGGGCCGCUCAAGGGGGCGGACUUUUUCAGGGUCUACACGGCCCAGGAUAUCGGCUCGUACAAGCCCGACCUGCGCAACUUUGAGUACCUGAUCAAACACGCCAAGGAGGAUGCCGGGGUGGAGAAGGAGGAGAUCUUGCAUGUCGCGCAGAGUAUCUUUCAUGAUCAUAUCCCGGCAAAGAAGAUGGGCAUGGCGAGUGUGUGGAUCAAUCGCAAGGGUGCCGGUAUGGGUGGGAACGAGGCGAUUAGGGGCAUUCAUGAGCGUGGGGAGGUCGGGUAUGGGUGGAGGUUUGAGACUUUGGGGCAGUUGGCGGAUGAGGUUGAGAGGGAGAAGAGAGAGCAGGGGAAGUAA
Molecule: messenger RNA, 843 nt
Organism: Fonsecaea multimorphosa CBS 102226
Lineage: Eukaryota; Fungi; Ascomycota; Eurotiomycetes; Chaetothyriales; Herpotrichiellaceae
Exons: 1
Coding region: 1-843 (280 amino acids)
Source: RefSeq, a predicted model, not a curated record